Lineus longissimus is the source of this 958-nucleotide messenger RNA. RefSeq names its product molybdopterin synthase catalytic subunit-like. The record is from RefSeq and is a predicted model, not a curated record. Lineage: Eukaryota; Metazoa; Nemertea; Pilidiophora; Heteronemertea; Lineidae. Gene Ontology annotation, cellular component: cytosol. Gene Ontology annotation, molecular function: molybdopterin synthase activity. The coding region runs from base 158 to 598 and encodes 146 amino acids. The transcript has 5 exons. Gene Ontology annotation, biological process: Mo-molybdopterin cofactor biosynthetic process.
AUUGCUGAGAAUAUCGUGCUGGCUGUCAAUCAGGAGUAUAUAGAAGACGAAGAGGCUGAACUGAAUCUGGUGGACGGUGAUGAGGUGGCGGUGAUUCCACCUAUCAGUGGAGGAUAAUUCUAGAUUUAGAAAGACGGGAGCAGAAGGUAAAGACAUCAUGGCAGACUAUAUCAAGGUGACUGAGGAGAAGCUGUCUGUUGAUCAAAUAACCGAACUUGUUACUUCACCAACAUGUGGGGCUGUCUCAAUCUUUAUUGGGACAACUAGGAACAACUUUGGUGGUCGACAAGUGACAGGUUUAGAAUAUGAGGCACACACUCCCAUGGCAGAGUCCGAGUUGAAGAAGGUUUGCACCAGAUUGAGGGAAAGUUGGCCAGAGAUUGAAAACAUUGCUAUGUAUCACAGAAUCAGGAGUGUUCCAGUGUGUGAAGCCAGUGUGAUCAUCGCCAUCUCGUCACCCCACCGUAAACAAUCUCUUGCCGCUGUCAGUCAGGCCAUUGAUACUCUCAAAGCUCAAGUACCCAUUUGGAAGAAGGAGUUCUAUGAAGACGGUGAAUCUGAUUGGAAGGAGAACACAGAAUGUUGCUGGAAGUCCUGACACAUUGAACCAACCAUCAUUGAUGCAAUGAAUCAAAUGGGUCACUGUGUCUGUGGGAUCACUUCAAAGGUCCAGUCUCGAUCAAAACUUGGAAUGUACUAAGAUCGUGUAGAAGUAUACAUGUAGAUGUCUAUGGUGAUGGUUUUUAUUCGUAUCUUGUACAUGAAUCUGACAUGGUGAAUUGUGAGCUGCAAAUAAUGUCAUUAUCAGUUGUCAUUGUCAUUGUCAGUUAAUAUUUAUGAAUCGACUAUGCUCUCAGAUGUAUGUUAUAUUGUGCAUGUACAAGUGCUUUUGUUUAUUAUACAUGAAAAGUUUGUAAAUGAUCAUGAGAAUUGAUGUGUAAUAAAUUGUUAGGUUUCG